Dendroctonus ponderosae (mountain pine beetle) is the source of this 3136-nucleotide messenger RNA. RefSeq lists its product as uncharacterized. The record is from RefSeq and is a predicted model, not a curated record. NCBI's taxonomy places the organism in Eukaryota, Metazoa, Arthropoda, Insecta, Coleoptera, Curculionidae.
AACUCCCUGAAACUUCUCCUAAGAUAAGCGUGGGUCGCGAUGUCUUGGACUCUGGGGACAUCUUACGAGCCAACUGUUCAUGUCCUCCAUCCAGACCGCCUGUUAAACUGUUGUUUAAACUUAAUAACUUAACGGUUGCCGAAAAUAACCCGCAUCCUUACACCAAACUUCAGGAACGGUCAUGGAGUGAUUUAUCUUUGGAUCUUCCAUUAGAUGACUUUCAUUUUGAUAAUGGUCGACUAGUGUUACAUUGUAUUGCGGUUCUUCCGGGAAUACUUCACGAUGAAGUUCAACUUGAGUUGGAAAGUGCCAAAAAUCCCCUGCCACAAAGAGUGAGCGGUCUGAAUGGGGUCAAGAAAGCUUCAGUGCAAACAAAGCUGCCGUACAUUUUGCUUUGUUAUUUUUUGUUCCAAAGUGCCAUUGUUGGAGUAGUCUAGUUGGUUAUUCGUUAUACAAUUUUUACGCCAAAUGUGUAAACAGGGAAAUGCCAAGAGUUCAAAUAAUUACCACUGCACUUCACUUGAUUUAUUUGUGAUAUAAACUUUCUUGUUUCAAAUAACUCUCCAAAUGGUUUUGGAGAGUUAGUUGUUAAUUAGUUAUUUGGAAAUUUAAAUUAUAAUCAUACUAGAAAGUAAUAUUGUAAAAAAUAAGCGCUGAGUAAAUUUAAAGUGACUGUGGAAACGGUUCAAUGAUUUUUAGAAAGGAAAUUUAGUUUUAUCCCUAUAAACGUGUAUUUACAAUCAGUAAUUUGUUGAAAGAGACCAAAAUUCAGUUCCGUAUCUACACUAGUUUUCAGUAUUUUAUUUGCUGUUCUGUUGCUCAUAAAACAUUUUAUAUAAUGCAAGUGUCGGAAAAUGUGUUAUCUGCAAUAUUUUCCAGCAAAGAAGGGCGGCGAAGGGUUCAGUGACAACUCAAUACAUUUUCAGUCGAGUGAAAAAAUAUUUCUGAAGAAUCUUCAAACAUCUUAUAUUUCUAUAUUUUUAUUAGAUUGGGUUAUAUUUUCCAUAGAGUUUGUACUAUAACAUAAAAUAUUUAUUUUGAUCUAGCGUGUUACCAAAUUUAAAAGUUGUAGAACCAAAACUUUCACAUUUCGUGGGGUUGAGGGCAUUAUUUUACUUAUUAUUAUUAUUAUAAGUCCAAUUUAUUUCAGCCCACUUAAAUUGCAAGUCGUUGAUGGGUUUGCAUAUGUCUGAGGGAACCAUAGUUUGUUUUAAAUUGCAAAUCGAUUACACAAUUAAUAACAAAAUAGCAUUCAGAAAUGGACUAAAUUUUCAUGAGUAAUCGUACAAAACUGGAUUUAGAUGCAAUUGUUCAUUCCAGAACUUGCCAAAAUAAUAAUAUAUGGGUGUUAAAACUUGCUACAGAUUGAAUAAAUUCUUACCCGCACGGUCAAACAUUCUGAGUUAAAUGUAACAACAAGGACCAAAUUAUACCUUGUGUGUGAAAAUUGCAAAUUUAGCACUUAUUAGCACAACGCUUUGAAACGCACACAUAAAAGCUGAAGAACAAGUCCUUUAAAAUGUAAGUCCUAACAUAAAAAUUCAUGCUUCACCACAAAUACAUCCAAGCUAUUUUAUUCGUACCUAUUAGCUCUCAUUAAAUUGGUUUACCUGAAAGUAAAGUAAGUAGUAUGAACCUUGCAAUAAAAUGUUCUUCAUCAUCAGAUCCACCAGAGGUUGCUGCAGUAAGUAGGUACAGAUCUCGAUAUAUAUUAAUUUUAGGCACCCUCAGGUGUACCUACAAUAGAAACCUAAACUGCUCUGAUUAUGCCGACAGUUUAGUUGUUCUUGCAAACCAACAGUUGAGACCUAGUAGGCUCCAAAUCGGUCCUAUGGGAGCGAUAUUAGUGCAUAUUGACAUAUUUAUCUGCUUGAAGCAGAACUUUCAACGGUUCUGAUUAUGCCCAGAUUAUCAUCGUUCUUUUUUUGUGUGGCUACGACUUAAUAAUCCUUAAAUAGGCUAAUAAUUUUGGGGUUCCACAAAACCUCAGCUAGCAACAAGUCAUAUUUUCUUCAACAUUCACAGUUUACAAAAGCAGCAUGAUAAUGUAUUAUGACUAAUUCAACCCAAAAGUCUACUAAACUAAUAAAACUAUAGUUUUCAUGAAUUCUCUAAGCAAAAACCCUGAUACAAACAAAAAGAUGACCUGCGGGUUUCGCUUUUGCCCAUGAAACUUUAGUCUACUUUCCAGCCCUAAUAAUAAAUUUUCCAGUAUGUUCUUACGCAUGUAUUUCAGCUUUAAGAAUUGAACGACAAUAGAAUGUUAUUCUUGCGAAACCCAAUAUUUAGCUUUUUUAAACGAUGUAUUAUUUUAUCCCAGUUACCACGAUGCGGGUAAUAUUGGACUUCAUAUUGUAAAACGGUUUAUCCUGCUUAGAACACAAGUUUUCUAAUCAAAGUAAGAUGUCUGGAAGUUACACCAAUUUUAAUUAAUAAAAGAAAAAUAACUUUCUCCAUUCUUCUCAAAGUUGUCAAUUUUUUUACAUCUUAUUACUCACCUGCCACAUAUUUUGCUUUAAUCAUAUAUUUCAUUGUGGAUGUUUUCAAUUUAUUCCAAUGUAUACCUACGGGACAAAUGUACAUUUUAACAUUGAGCUGCACUCAUUAAACUGCUUAUUAAAUCAAUAUUAGUUGACGUUAAGUUUGCAUAUUUUGUAAUUCUUGGCGAAAAUAUAGAUGUUUGUUAUUAACACUGCUAAUGUUAAUUUUAAAUGGAUUGGAUGCUUUAACAUUUGAAACUUUUGUGUAUCGAUUGUGGGUGACGAUCUAAGCAUGAUGGAGAAUUGUUAUUGGUAUAACGUUGCUGUUCAGGGUAAUUAUUCUGGGGGGCGGAUUAGAAAGAAACCCGAAAAGUUUCUUUAAUACAUAUUUUAUUUUAUGAUUCUUCUUUUGGGCGUUGAAAUUGUAUAAUUAAUUUAAUUUCUCAGUUUCAAUAUUAACUAGUUAUUGCUGUUUGUAUUGUUUCGGUUGGUCUAAGGCCUAGUCUAACAAAAUCCUAUAUCUUGUAAAUAAAAUGUACAACUUUGUAGCAGCAAUUCAAAUGUAUGUUUGUUGUAGAAUGUAUAAAAUAUGACAUAUAUAUUAGGAUACAUUGUCUGUGAUACUUAAUAGUAAUAAAAAUUGUUAUAAAAUAUUU